GGCGACCCCAGCCCCAUGGCGAGCCCGGCCGCGCCCGCCACCGACGAGCUGCCUGGUCCUGCACGGCGCCUCUACUCCAGGAUGGAGGCUUCGUGCCUGGAGCUGGCCCUGGAGGGCGAGCGUCUCUGUAAGGCCGGGGACUUCAAGGCGGGCGUGGCCUUCUUCGAGGCCGCCGUGCAGGUGGGCACCGAGGACCUGAAGACACUGAGCGCCAUCUACAGCCAGCUGGGCAAUGCCUACUUCUACCUGAAGGAGUACGCCCGGGCGCUGGACUACCACAGGCACGACCUGCUGCUGGCCCGGACCAUCGGUGACCGCAUGGGGGAGGCGAAGGCCAGUGGGAACCUGGGCAACACACUCAAGGUCCUGGGCCGCUUCGACGAGGCCGUUGUCUGCUGCCAGCGGCACCUGGACAUCGCCCAGGAGCAGGGGGACAAGGUGGGGGAGGCGAGGGCGCUCUACAACAUCGGGAACGUGUACCACGCCAAGGGCAAGCAGCUGUCCUGGAACGCCGCGCAGGACCCCGGGCACCUGCCGCCCGACGCCCGCGAGGCACUGCGCAGGGCCUCCGAGUUCUAUGAGAGGAACCUGUCCCUGGUGAAGGAGCUGGGGGACCGGGCGGCCCAGGGCAGGGCCUACGGCAACCUGGGCAACACCCACUACCUGCUAGGGAGCUUCGUGGAGGCCACGACCUUCCACAAGGAGCGCCUGGCCAUUGCUAAGGAGUUUGGAGACAAGGCUGCUGAGAGGAGAGCCUACAGCAACCUGGGGAAUGCCCACAUCUUCCUGGGGCGCUUUGACGUGGCCGCCGAGUACUACAAGAAGACGCUGCAGCUGUCGCGGCAGCUCCAGGACCAGGCGGUGGAGGCGCAGGCCUGCUACAGCCUGGGCAACACCUACACGCUGCUGCAGGACUACGAGCGGGCCGCCGAGUACCACCUGCGGCACCUUCUCAUCGCCCAGGAGCUGGCCGACAGAGUGGGUGAGGGCCGGGCGUGCUGGAGUCUGGGGAACGCCUACGUGUCCAUGGGGAGCCCAGCGCAGGCCCUGACCUUCGCCAAGAAGCACCUGGAGAUCUCCCAGGAGAUCGGGGACCGCAACGGGGAGCUCACGGCCCGCAUGAACGUGACGCAGCUGCAGCUGGCGCUGGGCCGGCUGACCAGCCCAGCGGCCACGGAGAAGCCCGACCUGGCUGGCUACGAGGCCCAAGGGGCCAGGCCCAAGAGGACGCAGAGGCUGAGUGCGGAGACCUGGGACCUGCUGAGGCUCCCCCUGGAGAGGGAGCAGAAUGGAGACAGCCACCAUGCGGGGGACUGGCGGGGGCCGUGCAGGGACCUGCUCCCCCUCCCCGUGAGGAGCAGGAAGUACCAGGAAGGGCCAGACGCCACUGAAAGGAGGCCCCGGGAGGGCGGCCACCCCCUGCUGGACAGUGCGGACGUCCGGGUGCAAGUGCCUCGCACGAGCAUCCCUCGGGCCCCAUCCUCUGACGAGGAGUGCUUCUUUGACCUGCUGAGCAAGUUCCAGAGCAGCCGCAUGGACGACCAGCGCUGUCCCCUGGAGGAGGGCCAGCCCGGGGCCGCCGAGGCCACUGCCGCCCCCAGCCUGGAGGAGAGGAUCGCCCAGCCCUCGCUGACAGCCUCCCCCCAAACCGAGGAGUUCUUCGACCUCAUCGCCAGCUCCCAGAGCCGCCGGCUGGACGACCAGCGGGCCAGCGUGGGCAGCCUGCCCGGACUGCGUAUCACCCACAACAACCUGGGGCACCUGCGCGGCGAUGGGGACCCCCAGGAGCCGGGGGACGACUUCUUCAACAUGCUCAUCAAGUGCCAGUCCUCCAGGAUAGACGACCAGCGCUGCCCACCACCUGACGUGCUGCCCCGCGGCCCCACCAUGCCCGACGAGGACUUCUUCAGCCUCAUCCAGAGGGUGCAGGCCAAGCGCAUGGACGAGCAGCGGGUGGACCUCGCCGGGAGCCCGGAGCAGGAGGUGGGCGGGCCAUCUGAGCCCCGGCAACAGUGCCAGCCUGGUGCCAGCUAAAGCCUCACACCCACAGCCAGGCCCGCCCCAACUCCUGGACGCCAGGGGGCGUCUCACCACCGUCCAGGAUGCCAUGGCCCCCCAAGAAGCCGAAUCCUCCCGGGGCCAUGGCUGAGGGCAGGCUCUGAGGCCCCCGGCCCUUUCCACUGAGCCCGACGCUGGGCACACAGCCGCCAUGCGUCCCCCUCCCCAGGGCGGCAGGCCCAGCAGCUCUGGAGAGCCUUUUCUGGGGA
Ceratotherium simum simum (southern white rhinoceros) is the source of this 2267-nucleotide messenger RNA. The record is from RefSeq and is a predicted model, not a curated record. NCBI's taxonomy places the organism in Eukaryota, Metazoa, Chordata, Mammalia, Perissodactyla, Rhinocerotidae.